Messenger RNA from Telopea speciosissima, 1612 nucleotides. Its product is annotated as protein ENDOPLASMIC RETICULUM-ARRESTED PEN3. Gene Ontology annotation, biological process: protein homooligomerization. The record is from RefSeq and is a predicted model, not a curated record. The coding region runs from base 69 to 1520 and encodes 483 amino acids. NCBI's taxonomy places the organism in Eukaryota, Viridiplantae, Streptophyta, Magnoliopsida, Proteales, Proteaceae. The transcript has a single exon.
UCCUGAGAUAGAUCUCAUAUACGACAUCGUCUGUCUCUCCCAGCUACUCAUUUCUCUCCCUGCUGGAGAUGGAGAUGGAAGGAGUCCAGGACGACCGUAUCAAGCUCAACGUCGGUGGCAAACUAUUCGAGACAACCCUCUCAACCAUCCGAGCAGGCGGCCCCGACUCACUCCUCUCAGCCCUUUCGGCCCGGGACAACGAUGGCGACGAUGACGAUCCAAUCUUCAUCGACCGAGAUCCCGAGAUCUUCUCCGUCCUCCUGUCUCUUCUCCGGUCCAAUCGCCUCCCUGCCUCCGCCGCCCGCUCCUUCUCCAAGCAAGAGCUCGUCGAUGAAGCUAGCUACUACGGCAUCGAGUCCCACCUCAAGUACGCCAUGACUCCCCCUCCCUUCCUAGGCAUCGACGCGUCCCUCGUCUCCACCAUCCGCCCCGCCGCCGACGGCAUCCCCUCUUCGUUCACCGCCUCCGCCGGCGAUGGCUCCGUCUGGAUCGCCCACGGCGGCCAGAUCUCCGCCUACGACUGGAACCUUACUCACUCGGCUACCCUACGAACCCACCUCGAGGACAUCACCUCUGUCCGCCGCGUCUGGUCGGAGAUUGCCGCCGUCGGCUCCAACACCGCCGCUGGCCUCCACUUCUACGACUUCUCCCGCUCUUGCAGAGUCGGAUCAAUCCAAUGGACGGACUCGUCGGAUCCCAGGAUAUACAAGGCCAGAGUAAGCGCCAUCGCCGACUCGCCCACCUCCGUCUUCGCAUCCUUCGAGUGUCGACACAAGGAAAACUGCGUUCUCUCUGUUGACAAGUCAAGUCUCCAUGUGGCCUCCGAAAUCGGUCGUCAGCCUGGGAGCUCCGCUAAGGCGAUGGUCCCCGGGAAGCUAACGUGGCUGAGGGAUCCCGGCCUCCUGGUCGGGAGCGCGGUGAGCUCCGGCGCGUUUGGGUUUGCCGGUUACAUCAGGCUUUGGGAUCCAAAGUCGGGUAAGGUGGUCUGGGAGACGAACGAACCCGGCUCGGGCCGGAGCAGCAGGUUCGGUGACGCGUUUGCUGACGUGGACGUCGACGAAUCGGCCCUGUUCAAGGUGUGCUCGAAAUCAGGGGAUGUAGGGAUCGCGGAUCUACGGAAGCUCGGGGACGAUCCCUGGUUUUACUUGGAGGACAAGAACUCUAGUUGGAUGAAAUCUGGAGCUGGAGCGGGAACGGGAGCGGGGGUAGGGAGUAGCGUGAUCCACUGUUACAGGAAGCAAGUGUUCGUGGGAAAGGAUGCAGGGUUAGAGGUGUGGUCGCAAGUGGAGGAGAAAGCAGAAGAAGGAAAAGGAGACGAACAGAUAAGGAGUAAUUGGUUGAGAGAAGGAGGGGUGUAUAGGAGGAAUUAUGUGGAUAAAGCUGAAGAUGCAGAGAGAGGGGUUAUCAAGAGGAUGGAAGGUGGUGGGGAGAGGCUUUUCGUUAGCAGAGAAGGUGUUGAGGGUAUUGAGGUGUGGGAAACAUCUCAUUCUUGUGGUACAAUUCAGGUCUUGAUUUUGUGAAUUGUUUGUGAUGUAUUGAAUUGUGCAACUACAAAUCAUUACCACUAACACCAAUAACAGCAUUUUAUGUAUAGAUUUUUGUAACAUAUAUA